This is a messenger RNA of Cercocebus atys (sooty mangabey), 679 nucleotides long. RefSeq lists its product as uncharacterized. Lineage: Eukaryota; Metazoa; Chordata; Mammalia; Primates; Cercopithecidae. Bases 1 to 660 code for a protein of 219 amino acids. The transcript is spliced from 4 exons. The record is from RefSeq and is a predicted model, not a curated record.
AUGCAGGACGUAGGGCUAAGUGAAGGCUUCAGCUCCUCUGAGUUGAGAGCCACACCUGGCUGUGUCAAGCCUGCUCUCCUGAGAGGCCCCGUUUGGCUGAGGAAUGAGUUUGGAGUCAUCCUGCCCAGCAGCCAUGAGCUGUUGGCCUUUGUCCUGGGGGCAAAUCAGGGUCUGGCUGCCUCAGAUUCACAGCUUGGUGUGCAGAGCAGUGGAGCGUUCCUAGAGGAAAAGCCUAGAGCUGACAAACCUUCUGUGGUAAGGGGUGAGCAUCCUUGGGAAGCCACAGAGAGCAAGGCGCAGGUUUUCAUUGAUCACCACCAUCAAGAUGCUCCCAGAAUCGUGCUGUCUAGGAAACCAUUUAAACUGGUGAGAAGCCAUCCUCUCUUGAAUGGGGGCUCCCACUGUACAUCUGGCACCCACUUCACAGACAAUCCCGGCAGAUGUGGGCUGAACUCAGAUCGGCGGGAGCGCCGGUCUGCAAUCUGCAAACAUUUUUCUUGCCACUUUGUUUCAUUUUUCCUAAACUUAACUGAUUUGGAAUCUGGAGAUAUAAAUGAAAAAUGCCGAGUCGGCCUAUCAAUCACGGCAUGCACAAACAUCGCCACUGCCCUUCCUAACAUCCUAUUACCACUGGGUAGUUGGCUAGUCAAACAGGAAUAAAAAUUACACUGCAAACAUC